Messenger RNA from Colossoma macropomum (tambaqui), 3418 nucleotides. It is a transcript of the gene gemin6, whose product is annotated as gem (nuclear organelle) associated protein 6. Gene Ontology annotation, biological process: spliceosomal snRNP assembly; spliceosomal complex assembly. The coding region runs from base 172 to 675 and encodes 167 amino acids. Gene Ontology annotation, cellular component: SMN complex; nucleus. The transcript is spliced from 2 exons. NCBI's taxonomy places the organism in Eukaryota, Metazoa, Chordata, Actinopteri, Characiformes, Serrasalmidae. The record is from RefSeq and is a predicted model, not a curated record.
GAUUGUUCAAGCUUACAAAGCGGUGCCUGCAGAGAGGAUUCGAAAUUUGGUGCAACUCUCCAGCUUUAUUUUGGUAUAACACAAGUAGGGGACGAUUCCUGGUAUUCUAAACGGUUUAUUUUAUGGCCUAAUUCGGAAAACUCAGACUGCUAACUUGUACGUUGAGGAGCGAUGAGUGACCGGUGGUGCAGCAUGAUGCCGCAGGAGUGGCGCAAAAUUGUGCACCACGAGGUGAAAGUGUCAGCGCACGAUAAUCAGCAGUAUGAAGGCUGGGUGUUCACCGUGGAUCCUGUGUCUGCAAGUGUUGUCCUUGUGGCCUUCCAGGAGAAAGGAGGUGCCUGUGUGAAGGUGGUGUUGGGCCACGCUGUGAGGGAGGUGCAGGUCCUCAGGGAAGGAGAUGAGGAAAUGGAGAAGAAGCUGAAGUCUCUCUUCACACCCACUGGCAGCCAGUCUUUUAGUGCAAAGGAGCUGAAGGAGCGCAAGGAGAACCUGCGUGCGUGGCUGGAGAAAAACCUCAUUCCUGUUACAGAUGAGGGAGAUGUUCUGCAGGUGGCUAACGUACUGACCAUCAGCGCCCCCUAUGGAGUGGAGCAGUGCAUCAGCAGCAAUGAAAUCAUUCUGGCCAGAGUGCAGAGUCUUGUGGAAAGCAACCCAGGACAAAAGGACCAACAGUAGGACUUGCAUUCCAAGCAAAUCAUAUUGUACCCUCUCUGUGAGAGCAGCUCAUAAGUAAUGUAAGCCUCAAAAAGGAGUGCUGGAUCUAACGUCCACUGGACUUUGCUUAUGCCUGUUUAGCAAAGUUGCAGAAAGUUAGACACUGAGGUUUUUUGCUUCAGAACAUUUGAUAUGCAUCAUCUUUCCCAGUAGAGUAUACAGUAUAGCCUUUUCAGCAGAUGACUGGAUGCUGGUACAGUACUGUGCAAAAGAGCCCAACCUUUAUUUAUUUAUUUUUCAGUCAGAACAAUCAUUUUUUUUAUGUGAAAGUCGAAGGAAAAAACGUGAAAAAACAGGAGCUUCCAAAACUGGAGAUCAAGAGCCCAGAUCUCAACAUUAUUGAAUGAGUCUAGAAUUACUUGUAUUGUGAGAAUCAGAAAAUUCAACCAAAUACUAGGACUGAACUUUGCAGAUGUCGAAAAAUAUCCCUGCAGAUUUCUUUGAAUUAUUGAAAGCAGGUAUCCUUAAAAGAAUGGAAGCAGUAAUAAAAGCAAGGGUGGUCACACUAAUUGCAGACAGUGUUGGUAUUAUAUUUAGCUGGGUCGUGUGUAACGUUCUCUAAAUAUAGGUUUUCUGCUUUUUUGCUGAUGCUGAAAAAUGAAUAACUUGUACUUAAUGGCCAUUUUGAAGUUAAAUAAAUGAAGGGUGGCCUAUGACUUGGCCACAGCACUGUAGGUUGUCUGAUGGCACACACUGAUCAGACAAAUAAAAUUAAGAUGAUUUAAGCUUUACUACCUACUCUGCUCUGAAUGUGACCAGUAAUUGCUGACAAAAAUAGUGUUUUCUCAGAGGAACUGUCCACUGAUUUAGACACUCAGGACAGGAAAAAUGUGUGUGUUUUCUUGGCUGGUUGUUCACAUGAGUAUAAACCUUAGCUAUUAUUGUUGUUAUGUUGCCUUAUAGUUAAAUUUCAACAAUAUUUUAAGUUGGGAAGGUUAAAACUGAUGUUAAACUUGCUUAAGUACAAUUUAUGUAUGUUUGUUUCACCACUUUAUAAUAAAUAUUUGCAACACUAUAAAUGUUAUGUCAGUUUGAGUAUAACAGUAAAUAGGUGUAGAAAUGAAAGAUGAAGUGAGACACACACAGGCUGGUUUGGACAGUGAUAACCUUCCAUUACUUGUUAGCCACAAUUAGCUUUGUAUCUCCAGAGUGAAACUCUGGUCAAAUGAAUAACUUGUACUUAAUGGGCAUUUUGACUUAAAAUUAAAUAAAUGAGGGGUGGCCUGUAACUUUGGCACCGUACUGUGGGUUGUCUGAUGGCACACAGUGAUCAGACAAAUAAAAUUCAGAUGAUUUGAGCUUUACUACCUACUCUACUCUGAGCAGGUGUUGCCUGCUUGACUAUGUGAUAUAAAAUCAAAUCUUUUGCUUAAUUCAUCUCCACUGCAAGCAAAGCUCUGUCCCAAAUAGCACCAUAAUCUUGUUCUGCAAAAUCAUAUCCUGCCCUUUACAAGCCUCAUAUUACAUUAGAAUAAAAUGAAUCGCAAAACAUUAAACAACGUCCCCAUUGGCCAGAAAGUUUGUCCAGUUAUUUUUGUUCUUCUUACUUUUAUAUUAAGGAUGGACUGUCCAGUUUAAAUGCAGUAAUCAGUAAAUAAUUCAGAAGUGCUAUCCAAAUACUUUCAGCCCUGACUCUAAAUUUAACUAUGAUGUAAAUUUGUAAAUACAGAGAAACAUCCGUAUAAAUUGUUCUCUACCAUAAGGUCAUCUACAAACUGUUAAAAAGGGGAACUCCACCGAUUUUUCAAAAUUUCUGCAUAAUUAACAUUAAUAAUGAUGUAAACAGAGUGAGAGUGGUUUGCUGCGAAAUACUCCGUUGUAGAGAAACUUAACAAGUAAGAAUUGUUCACAGUGGUGGUGAUGGAUGAAGAGUUCAAUGCCUAAGAGUUUAAGUUGAUAAAAUGGUCAGAAAUAUAUUGCCUGAUGCUGGAGACAUCUUUUUAUGAUGGUUCUGAGAAGCUUUUAGACUAACAUGUUCUUUUAAUCCAUUCAUGACGGAGAAAUAUAUGCUGGGUGUUGUAAGGUACAACAGUCUAUAAAAAUGUAUAUAUAUAUAUAUACACACACACACACACACACACACACACACACAGAUUCUGUCUUCGUAUGUGAAAAUUCAAUGGAGGGGUGAUUUUUACAUUAACUUCACUUUUUAUAAAUGUAUGCAGAUGAAUGCCUCAUGUACGAGCAGCAGUUUCAGUGCGCUUCAGGGGUUAGGGUACACAAUUUGUGAACAUUGUUUUUAUAAAUGAGUCAUAUACAAAUUCUGAGAACUUCUCUGAAAAAUAAAUUCAGAACGAAAUUAAAAUGCAUUUUAAAAAUAAGGCCCAAGGUUCCCAUCUCCACCACUGUAAACAAACCUGAGUCAGUAUGUUUCUCCAGAAGGCAGAAUUUCACAUCAAACUGUUUUGAAUUGCUUUAUAUCUCAAUGAUUAAAUUAUACAGAUAGUUUGAAAAAUUCUCCUUUAACGUUUCACUCCAUCAACACAUGAUCUAUAGACUCUGGAAACUGGGCUGUAUUUAACUGCACUGGCACUGCAGUCAACUAUAUAGUUUCACAACUUUGCACACCGUACAGUGGUAUAAACACUUUUAUUCCCUUGUUUUAAGAAGGCAAUCGUUUUUCUUUUUUCUUUUUUCGUCUUUACAUACUUAUUGGCAAAACAGAAAUGAUUCAGAAAAUAAACGUUCUAACACAUAAAGG